This is a messenger RNA of Asparagus officinalis (garden asparagus), 2529 nucleotides long. RefSeq names its product beta-amylase-like. The transcript has 8 exons. Gene Ontology annotation, biological process: polysaccharide catabolic process. The coding region runs from base 103 to 1866 and encodes 587 amino acids. Gene Ontology annotation, molecular function: beta-amylase activity. The record is from RefSeq and is a predicted model, not a curated record. NCBI's taxonomy places the organism in Eukaryota, Viridiplantae, Streptophyta, Magnoliopsida, Asparagales, Asparagaceae.
UCAUUCUUGCUGAUAAAAAUCAUGAGAGAGAGAGAGAGAGAGAGGCUUAUCUAACUGAGCAGGAAUUACUUCCUUUCUGAAAGUUUCAAAAAGCAGCAUCAAAUGAAAAUGGCAACAGUAUCACACUUGAAGGUGGGCCUCAAUGAAUUGGCACUAAGAGGUUCAGUGCCAAGGCUUCACUUAUGUAGGAGAAAAAGGCGGCAAAGGUUCGCACGGAAAUCACUAUUUUUAGGUUAUUUGGAGAGGGUUGCAGCUCCUCAGAUUGUCUCCUCUCAAGCUCCAGCAAUGUCUCCACAAACUAAGGACCAAAUGCCUCUUACAGAGAAGGAAAAAAUGCUAGCAAACUAUGUACCUGUGUACGUGAUGCUCCCAUUAGGUGUGAUCAAUCAACAGAAUAAAAUCGAGCAGCCUGAAGAACUCAGAAAGCAACUAAAGCAACUGAGAGCAGCAGAUGUGGAUGGUGUGAUGGUGGAUGUAUGGUGGGGCAUCGUUGAAGGCAAAGGACCAAAGGAAUAUGAUUGGAGUGGUUAUAGAAGUUUAUUUCAAAUGGUCAAGGAAGAAGCUUUGAAGUUGCAGUGUAUAAUGUCUUUUCAUCAGUGUGGUGGAAAUAUUGGGGAUGUUGAUAAUAUUCCGAUACCAAAAUGGAUUCGUGAAAUUGGGGAGAUAAAUCCAGAUAUAUACUACACAAACAGAAGGCGUGUGAGGAAUCCAGAGUGCCUAAGCAUUGGAGUGGAUAAUCAGCCACUUUUCCAUGGGCGCACAGCUGUGGAGUUAUACAGUGAUUACAUGAAGAGCUUCAGAGAGAACAUGUCAGAUUUUUUAGAUGUCUGUCUUAUAACAGAUAUAGAGGUGGGCCUUGGUCCUGCUGGAGAAUUAAGGUACCCCUCCUAUCCCCGCAACCAGGGAUGGGUUUUCCCGGGCAUGGGAGAAUUCCAGUGUUACGACAAAUACUUCCAAGCCGAUUUCAAAGAGACAGCAACAAAGGCAGGGCACCAUGAAUGGGACUUGCCAAAUGAUGCAGGAGAGUACAAUGACAUGCCGAACUCCACCAAAUUCUUUGGAUUGAAUGGCACAUACCUUCAAGAAGAAGGCCAAUUUUUUCUAACAUGGUACUCCAACAAGUUAAUAAAACACGGGAAUCAGAUACUUGAGACAGCUAACCAAGCUUUCCUGGGCUGCAAUCUUAAGCUCGCAGCAAAAGUUUCGGGAAUACACUGGUGGUAUAGAGCUGAUAGCCAUGCUGCAGAGCUCACUGCAGGAUACUACAACUUGAAGGUUCGAGAUGGUUACAGACCCUUGGCAAGAAUGCUAUCAAGACACAAUGCUAUUCUUAACUUCACGUGUGUUGAGAUGAGAAACUCUGAACACAUUGAAGAAGCUAAGAGUGCACCUGAGGAACUUGUUCAACAGGUGUUCAGUGCUGCUUGGAGGGAGGAAAUAGAGGUGGCAUGUGAGAAUGCACUAAAUCGGUAUGACAGGAAAGCAUAUAAUCAAAUACUGAAGAGCGUGAGGCCCAAUUUUGGCAAUCAAAAUGAAUCUGUGAAGCAUAGAGUUGCAGCAAUGACUUAUCUCCGCCUGUCAGAUGAACUGUUGAGGAAAAAGAAUUUCAGAAUUUUCAAGAUAUUUGUAAGAAAAAUGCAUGCUGACCAGGAUUACUGCCCAGAUCCUGAGAAGUAUUUCAAUCCAAUGAAACCCGUGGAAAGAUCAAAACCAGAGAUGUCACUUGAAAAUAUUCUAGAAGCAACAAAACCAAUUGAGCCCUUUCCCUUUGAUGCAGACAGGAACAUGACUGUGGGUGGAGAUUUGGAUGAUUUUGCUGAUUUCAUGCAUGAUUUUUUUGACAGGUUAGUAUCUGUAUUGAAGUAAACAGUCCUGUUAUGCAAAUCAAGCUAGCAAAGUGCUCGUAAAUAAGAAAUACUCGCACAAGAAAGCUUGACAGCUAUUGGGGUCUCCAACAGUGGGGUGAAAUAAUCAGUCAAGUUUCAACUUUCAACCCCUUACCCUCGUAAAAUAAUGAUAGUAUACUAGAGUUCCAGAAGAACUUUCAUAAAGGAAAGCCUGAUCAUCUCGUUAAUGGUGUUUUUUAUCUCUUCAACCAAUGUUGUAAUGAGGAUUAGGAAUGUGUAUAUGUUUCAUUUCUUGCCAUGGUCUGCGGGCCUAUGUUCCCAUUUAGAGAAGAAAAGGAUCCUCCGUGAAUUCUCAUCAAAUACAGCAGGACAAACACCAAAAAUUUAUGUUUGAAUGUAGUGACUCUACAUUAAGAUAAACAUUGUCAUUACACUUAAGGAUCUUGGUAAUGUGUCCAUAUCGGUUAAUUCUGUGCCAAUUCUUGAUGAAAGUAUAUUGACAAACCAUCAAUUAGAUUCUCUGAAGCAAUAAACAGGGUAACCAUGACAACCUAAAACCCAAGUAUUUGAGAUGUAAUAUCCCCCAUACACAUUAAAGCUGCAAGAAGCCUAUUAUAAAAUUUGAAGUAAAUGAAAUUAACUUAAAAUCUUAUUUCAGCAGAAAAUUGGUUACUUGCCUCCA